AUGGGCAACAAUAAUUCAUCCUCCAUUUCUUCUUCUUCUUGGAGCCCGCGUGCUUGGUUGGGAAGUUCCAUUCCCUGCUUGAAACCCAAAAGAGAGCACAAACUUUUAAUCCAUGGAUUGGAUUCUUCUGGAAAGACCACCUUGCUGUAUCGUCUCAAGAUGGGUGAGGUUGUGACAACCAUACCCACCAUUGGAUUCAAUGUAGAGACACUGAAAUUCGAGGGCCGUGAAUUUGUGGCCUGGGAUGUUGGUGGACGGGACAAGAUACGACCACUGAUGAGGCAUUACUAUCCCGGGACCGAUGGCGUCAUUUUCAUGGUGGAUUCCAACGACGAGGAUCGCAUGCAACAGGCCAGGGACGAGUUUUACAGACUCGUUACUGAUGAAUUGAUGGAAAACAAGCCUGUCCUGUUGCUUUGCAACAAGCAAGAUCUGCCCAAUGCGUGGUCCCCUGAACGGGUGGCCGCGUUCUUUGGAGUGGAAACAGCCAACAAAACUACAAGGAUGGUCCAUGUCCUUGGUUGUGUUGCCACAAAGGCAGAGAAUGUCUGGGAAGGUUUGGAAUGGUUGGCCAUGGCCAUUGAAAGUGAUGGUGCUAAGGAUGGCGAAGAAUCAGACACCGAGGAAGAGCAACUCGAGGAGGAGACAGAGGACCUGGCCACCGUCGCUCACCCAGAGAAGCGGAAGCGGAGCCACGACCCAACAGCUCCUGCAAAUCCCACCCUAAAGCACUUCCAACCAAUCAAGCAGGGCACAAUGUGUCCCUUUGCCAAAGCUGCCAAGCUUUGGGGUGGAAUAAGCCAGAAACAUACCUUGGAUGCCAAAGAAUUGGCCAGUUCGCAUGCCGAGGCACUCACCAAGUUCGUCCGUUGUAGUGAUAGUCAAAAGCUGGAUGGAUUUUGCAUGGAGCUAGGAGAUCCACGAGCACAAAGUGCAGACCCAGAAGAUGUUGGAGCCUGCGUGAAGGAAAUGUUAACCUUGCUGUCUGAUCUAGACCCAGCCAAGGAACACGUGAUGAGUGUCAACUACGUUGGCUCGCGGGCCUGA
Molecule: messenger RNA, 1047 nt
Organism: Seminavis robusta
Lineage: Eukaryota; Bacillariophyta; Bacillariophyceae; Naviculales; Naviculaceae
Source: the annotation of a GenBank genome assembly